GAUUACAAAUAUUGAUUUGAUGUUUGAUUUGAUUAAAAAAAUUGCUCUUCAUGCAAGAAUCACAAAUAUUGAUAGUAGAAACAUUAUUUUUGGAAACCAAAGGCUGAGGUGUAUUGGUAAUAACAUCAUUGCUCUGGUGAACCGAAAGCUGAGUAUUUUAAGAAUUGUUAUUUUGAGAAUUGCUAUUAUUUUGAGAAUUGAUAUUUUGAGAAUUGGUAUUUUGAGAAUUGGAAUUUUGAAAAUUGGUAUUUUGAGAAUUGGUAUAUUGAGAAUUGGUAUUUUGAGAAUUGGUAUUUUGAGAAUGG
Molecule: messenger RNA, 305 nt
Organism: Racocetra fulgida
Lineage: Eukaryota; Fungi; Glomeromycota; Glomeromycetes; Diversisporales; Gigasporaceae
Source: the annotation of a GenBank genome assembly